Cercocebus atys (sooty mangabey) is the source of this 4680-nucleotide messenger RNA. It is a transcript of the gene ZMYM6, whose product is annotated as zinc finger, MYM-type 6. Gene Ontology annotation, molecular function: zinc ion binding. The record is from RefSeq and is a predicted model, not a curated record. The transcript is spliced from 17 exons. The coding region runs from base 542 to 4561 and encodes 1339 amino acids. NCBI's taxonomy places the organism in Eukaryota, Metazoa, Chordata, Mammalia, Primates, Cercopithecidae.
UGCCAGGUGGGCUACGCUGCUGGGGCGGCUGCGGAUUUCGCCUUAGGGACGCGUUGACACUCACUGGCUGGUCCGCUGCUCUCAGUCGGAGACCACGUUGCUUCGUUAGUCCUCAAAGAUGGGCGUGGGAAUUCUUGGUGGGAAGGAGAAUUUCGGAACGCGUGCUGUUCUCAGAGGAGGGAUGAGCGCCCAUAGAUGUUUGUGGCGAGUGCGCAAAAGUUCUCAUCUCUUCUUUGGAACAGUCUUUUCAACCAGUUGUGCGUUUCCAUCCCUGACUAUUCGGAUAAAGACAACUUUGAAGAGCUUUUUGUUUUAGGUUUAAUUCGUCCCGUUUAGUUCUUUGACUUUUAGGGGAAGGGAAUUUACUGAAUGGCCAACUGAGUUUCUUUUCUACAGGAAGGCGAUUGUGAAGCGGGUCUCAGAGGGGCUUGAUGUCCCCCACCCCUCACACGGAGACCUUGAAAGAGGUGUCCAGCUAUCCAUUACCAAGAAGAAAUCUAUUCGUUUGAGCCUGAAGAACUCUUUGAGGUAAAAAAUUAGAAUGAAAGAACCUUUGGAUGGUGAAUGUGGCAAAGCAGUGGUACCACAGCAGGAGCUUCUGGACAAAAUUAAAGAAGAACCAGACAAUGCUCAAGAGUAUGGAAGUGCCCAACAGCCAAAAAUUCAAGAAAGUGAAUUGAAAAUUAGUGGUGUGUUUUCAGUUAAUGAGAGACCUCUUGCCCAGCAGUUGAACCCAGGCUUUCAGCUUUCUUUUACAUCAUCUGGCCCAAGUGUAUUGCUUCCUUCAGUUCCAGCUGUUGCUAUUAAGGUUUUUUGUUCUGGUUGUAAAAAAAUGCUUUAUAAGGGCCAAACUGCAUAUCAUAAGACAGGAUCUACUCAGCUCUUCUGCUCCACACGAUGCAUCACCAGACAUUCUUCACCUGCCUGCCUGCCACCUCCUCCCAAGAAAACCUGCACAAACUGCUCGAAAGACAUUUUAAAUCCUAAGGAUGUGAUCACAACUCGCUUUGAGAAUUCCUCUCCUAGCAAAGAUUUCUGCAGCCAGUCAUGCUUGUCGUCUUAUGAGUUAAAGAAAAAACCUGUUGUUACCAUAUAUACCAAAAGCAUUUCAACUAAGUGCAGUAUGUGUCAGAAGAAUGCUGAUACUCGAUUUGAAGUUAAAUAUCAAAAUGUGGUACAUGGUCUUUGUAGUGAUGCCUGUUUUUCAAAAUUUCACUCUACAUACAACCUCACCAUGAACUGUUGUGAGAACUGUGGGAGCUAUUGCUAUAGUAGCUCUGGUCCUUGCCAAUCCCAGAAGGUUUUUAGUUCAACAAGUGUCACGGCAUACAAGCAGAAAAUGAGAUAUAUUCUGAUGGUGCGAGGGAUGAUUGUGAUGAAUUCAGCCCAGAUUCCUCCAUAUGCCCUGGGGAAGUCAUUGAGGCCCUCAGCUGAAAUGAUUGAGACUACAAAUGAUUCAGGAAAAACAGAGCUUUUCUGCUCUAUUAAUUGCUUAUCUGCUUACAGAGUUAAGACUGUUACUUCUUCAGGUGUCCAGGUUUCGUGUCAUAGUUGUAAAACCUCAGCAAUCCCUCAGUAUCACCUAGCCAUGUCAAAUGGAACUAUAUACAGCUUCUGCAGCUCCAGUUGUGUGGUCGCUUUCCAGAAUGUAUUUAACAAGCCAAAAGGAACAAACUCUUCAGCGAUGCCCCUGUCUCAGGGCCAAGUGGUUGUAAGCCCGCCCUCCUCCAGGUCAACAGUGUCAACAGGAGGAGGUAACACCUCUGCCGUUUCCUCCAGCUCCAUCCGUGGCUCUGCUGCAGCCAGCCUCCAACCUCUUGCUGAACAAUCCCAGCAAGUUGCUUUAACCCACACAGUUGUUAAACUCAAGUGUCAGCACUGUAAUCAUCUGUUUGCCACAAAACCAGAACUUCUUUUCUACAAGGGUAAAAUGUUUCUGUUUUGUGGCAAGAAUUGCUCUGAUGAAUACAAGAAGAAAAAUAAAGUUGUGGCAAUGUGUGACUACUGUAAACUGCAGAAAAUUAUAAAGGAGACUGUGCGAUUCUCAGGGGUUGACAAGCCAUUCUGUAGUGAAGUUUGCAAAUUCCUAUCUGCCCGUGACUUUGGAGAACGAUGGGGAAACUACUGUAAGAUGUGCAGCUAUUGUUCACAGACAUCCCCAAAUUUGGUAGAAAACCGAUUGGAGGGCAAGUUAGAAGAGUUUUGUUGUGAAGAUUGUAUGUCCAAAUUUACGGUUCUGUUUUAUCAGAUGGCCAAGUGUGAUGGUUGUAAACGACAGGGUAAACUAAGUGAGUCCAUAAAGUGGCGAGGCAACAUUAAACAUUUCUGUAACCUAUUUUGUGUCUUGGAGUUUUGUCAUCAGCAAAUUAUGAAUGACUGUCUUCCACAAAAUAAAGUAAAUAUUUCUAAAGCGAAAACUGCUGUGAUGGAGCUCCCUUCUGCAAGGACAGAUACAACACCAGUUAUAACCAGUGUGGUGUCAUUGGCAAAAAUACCUGCUGCCUUAUCUACAGGGAACACUAACAGUGUUUUAAAAGGUGCAGUUUCUAAAGAGGCAGCAAAGAUCAUUCAAGAUGAAAGUACACAGGCAGAUGCCAUGAAAUUUCCGUCUUCCCAAUCUUCCCAGCCUUCUAGGCUUUUAAAGAACAAAGGCAUAUCUUGCAAACCCGUCACACAGACCAAGGCCACUUCUUGCAAACCACAUACACAGCACAAAGAAUGUCAGACAGAUUUACCUAUGCCUAAUGAAAAAAAUGAUGCAGAACUUGAUUCUCCACCUUCAAAGAAAAAAAGAUUAGGUUUUUUCCAGACUUACGAUACAGAAUAUUUAAAAGUUGGUUUUAUUAUCUGUCCUGGAUCAAAAGAAAGUUCACCAAGGCCACAGUGUGUCAUUUGUGGAGAGAUCUUAUCCAGUGAAAACAUGAAGCCAGCAAAUCUUUCUCAUCAUUUGAAGACAAAACAUUCAGAAUUAGAAAACAAACCAGUAGAUUUUUUUGAACAAAAAUCUCUAGAAAUGGAAUGUCAAAAUAGUUCUAUAAAAAAGUGUUUACUAGUUGAAAAGUCACUUGUGAAAGCUUCUUAUUUAAUUGCUUUCCAAACUGCUGCAAGCAAGAAGCCAUUCUCCAUUGCUGAAGAAUUAAUUAAACCAUAUUUAGUAGAAAUGUGUUCAGAAGUUUUGGGUUCAAGUGCUGGAGACAAAAUGAAAACUAUCCCACUUUCUAAUGUUACAAUUCAACACAGGAUUGACGAACUAUCUGCAGACAUUGAAGACCAGCUGAUUCAAAAGGUCAGAGAGUCAAAGUGGUUUGCCCUGCAGAUAGAUGAGUCAUCAGAAAUCUCAGAUAUCACACUUCUUUUGUGCUAUAUUCGUUUCAUUGAUUAUGAUUGUCGUGAUGUAAAAGAAGAAUUAUUAUUUUGCAUUGAAAUGCCUACUCGAAUAACUGGUUUUGAAAUAUUUGAACUAAUAAAUAAAUAUAUUGAUAGUAAAUCUCUGAAUUGGAAACAUUGUGUUGGUCUCUGUACCGAUGGGGCUGCAAGCAUGACUGGCAGGUAUUCUGGUUUAAAAGCAAAAAUUCAAGAAGUUGCCAUGAAUACAGCAGCAUUUACACAUUGUUUUAUUCACCGUGAACGUUUAGUGGCAGAAAAGUUGUCUCCAUGUUUACAUAAAAUUCUUUUGCAGUCAGCACAAAUUCUAAGUUUUAUAAAGAGCAAUGCAUUGAAUUCACGUAUGUUAACAAUUUUGUGUGAAGAGAUGGGAUCUGAGCAUGUGAGUUUACCGCUUCAUGCUGAAGUACGUUGGAUAUCAAGAGGGAGAAUGUUAAAAAGAUUAUUUGAAUUACGACAUGAGAUUGAAAUAUUUUUAAGUCAAAAGCAUUCAGAUUUGACCAAGUAUUUUCAUGAUGAGGAAUGGGUUGCAAAGCUGGCCUACUUAUCAGAUAUAUUUUCACUUAUAAAUGAAUUAAAUUUAAGUCUCCAAGGAACUUUGACUACUUUCUUCAAUUUGUGUAAUAAAAUUGAUGUAUUUAAGAGAAAGUUAAAAAUGUGGUUGAAGCGCACACAAGAGAAUGACUAUGACAUGUUCCCUUCAUUUUCUGAAUUCUCAAAUUCAUCAGGCUUAAAUAUGACAGAGAUCACAAGGAUUAUUUUUGAGCACCUGGAAGGACUUUCUCAAGUGUUCAGUGACUGUUUUCCACCAGAACAAGACUUGCGUUCAGGAAAUUUGUGGAUAAUUAACCCUUUUAUGAAUCACCAAAAUAAUAAUCUCACCGACUUCGAAGAAGAAAAGCUAACACAGCUAUCUUCAGAUUUAGGAUUACAAUCAGUAUUUAAAUCAGUGUCUGUAACUCAGUUUUGGAUAAAUGCAAAGACAAGUUACCCAGAACUCCAUGAAAGGGCAAUGAAAUUUUUAUUACCCUUUUCAACUGUUUAUUUAUGUGAUGCUGCCUUUUCAGCUUUGACUGAGUCAAAACAAAGAAAUCUGUUGGUUUCUGGCCCUGCCCUAAGACUUGCAGUCACAUCUUUAAUUCCAAGGAUAGAAAAAUUAAUGAAGGAAAAAGAGUAGCAAUAUGCACAUUGCUUAAUAGCGAAGUCAAUAAUCUCGUGUUUUGUAUAAGUAUCCUAAAAGAUAAUUUCCUAAUGUGGAUUUGUGUUUUCAGUGAUUAAAUGUUUUAAUAAUUUUUC